CCCCACCACGCACCUACGUCGCUGUCCCAAGGAUUCUUUCUCGUCGCCAACGUCACGGACCCAAGCAAAGACCUUGUGCCGUCCAUCAACGGCUGGGUGGUGCAAGCGGCGCACACGGGGCCGGCGCUCGACGUAGCUGUUCUGCAGUCGCCAACGUCGUCUGUCCCAGGACGCAUCUUCUACGAGAACGGCACGGCCGAGCAGGUGCGCUUCGGCCGGAGCAGCGUCCUGACCGACACUGCGACGCCGCUCACUCCGUACGGCAUUAUCGUGCAGAACUCGACACGGUUCGACGCCACGUACCCGACGGAGCACGACGUUUUCAUCAACGGCGGCACUGGCACGCCGAGCAGCAUCACAAACUUUCCCAACAGCCCCUACGCGGUCCUGCAGAACAACCUGGGCCCCGGCACGUUUGUGGCCUGCAACAACACCGUGCCCUACUACGGCCGCAAGUUCAUCACCAUCGAAUAUGCAUAUGCCACCUUUGUGGGCCCCGACGGCGGCUUCCUCUACGAUGCCGACAUCCCGGACGGAUGUGCGCCCAUCUCGCUGGUGCCGCAGUGCACAACCCUCAACUCGCUGCCGCCCGGCGCUUUUGCCAGCCACGAGUUUGCCGCCACCGUCCGCUGUUACGACAAUGUUGCCGCGAUUAAGUGGAGCUAG
Messenger RNA from Lasiosphaeria miniovina, 666 nucleotides. RefSeq lists its product as uncharacterized. The transcript has a single exon. The annotation marks the transcript as partial. Lineage: Eukaryota; Fungi; Ascomycota; Sordariomycetes; Sordariales; Lasiosphaeriaceae. The record is from RefSeq and is a predicted model, not a curated record.